This is a messenger RNA of Aureobasidium vineae, 615 nucleotides long. The record is from the annotation of a GenBank genome assembly. Lineage: Eukaryota; Fungi; Ascomycota; Dothideomycetes; Dothideales; Saccotheciaceae.
AUGGCCAGCCAACCUCACCUUCACUGUUGUGCUACAUGCAAAUCUGCCGUGUCCGACGACCCAUUCGGCCAUCUUGUACGCGACAUCCGCCAGUACUUGGGUCCAUCUUCCGGUAUCGAUUCGGCUCACGUCGACCCUGACCACAUCAAAGCACUCAUGGCCAAAUACACAUCCAACCCAAAACAUUGGGAGCGCUAUGCUCGUGCAGACAAGAGCAGGGGAUACACGAGGAACAUUGUUGACAACGUUAAUGGCAAAGCGAACCUGAUCCUCAUCGUCUGGAACCCUGGCAAAGGCAGCUUGAUCCACGAUCAUGCCGAUGCCCACUGUGUUAUGAAGAUUCUCAAGGGCAACCUCACCGAGACCAUCUAUCACAAGCCAGAAGACGGCGAUACUACCGUCCACCCUCUGCAAGUCAAGAAAGAGACUGUAUACCACCCCGACGAAGUCACCUACAUCUCGGACCAAAUUGGCCUUCACCGUGUCUUCAACCCCGACCCAAUUCAGCCUGCCAUGUCGCUACACCUAUACACUCCUCCCAAUGCUGCCGAGUUUGGCUUCCACGUCUACGACGAGCGAACAAGCAAGAGCUCCUUCGUGCCCCCUCAGUACUGA